GGAUCUGUUGGAUCAUCGUGUACGUCUGGCAGUGGAUCUGGGCUGCCCUUCCUGGUACAGAGAACAGUGGCUCGCCAGAUCACCCUAGCAGAGUGUGUUGGUAAGGGCCGUUACGGUGAAGUCUGGCGUGGCCUCUGGCAAGGCGAAAGUGUGGCAGUAAAGAUUUUUUCGUCACGAGAUGAAAAAUCCUGGUUCAGAGAGACUGAAUUAUACAACACAGUGCUGCUGAGACAUGAAAAUAUUCUAGGUUUUAUCGCCUCUGACAUGACUUCCAGAAACUCCAGCACUCAGCUGUGGCUGAUUACUCACUAUCACGAAAUGGGAUCUCUCUAUGAUUACUUGCAAGUAACGACUUUGGACACUGUAACGUGCCUUCGCAUCGUCUUGUCUAUUGCCAGCGGACUGGCACAUCUACACGUAGAGAUAUUCGGCACCCAGGGAAAGCCGGCCAUUGCUCACCGAGAUUUGAAGAGCAAGAACAUCCUUGUGAGGAAGAACGGCCAGUGCUGUAUAGCAGAUCUAGGAUUGGCCGUGAUGCACUCACAGUCCACCAAUCAGCUCGAUGUUGGAAAUAACCCCCGGUGGGGACAAAACGAUACAUGGCUCCAGAAGUUUUAGAUGAGACAAUCCAGGUAGACUGUUUUGACUCUUACAAGAGAGUGGACAUUUGGGCUUUUGGACUGGUCCUCUGGGAAGUUGCCAGACGAAUGGUUAGCAACGGUAUUGUUGAAGACUACAAACCUCCGUUUUAUGAUGUUGUCCCAAACGAUCCCAGCUUUGAAGAUAUGAGGAAAGUUGUUUGUGUGGAUCAACAAAGACCAAACAUUCCCAACAGGUGGUUCUCAGACCCAACGCUAACAUCACUUGCUAAGCUGAUGAAGGAAUGCUGGUAUCAAAACCCCUCCGCGAGACUCACAGCCUUGCGCAUCAAAAAGACUUUAACCAAAAUUGACAAUUCCUUAGAUAAACUGAAAUCAGACUGCUGA
Messenger RNA from Staurois parvus, 986 nucleotides. NCBI's taxonomy places the organism in Eukaryota, Metazoa, Chordata, Amphibia, Anura, Ranidae. The record is from the annotation of a GenBank genome assembly.